This is a messenger RNA of Aaosphaeria arxii CBS 175.79, 4721 nucleotides long. RefSeq lists its product as uncharacterized. Gene Ontology annotation, biological process: potassium ion import across plasma membrane; chloride transmembrane transport; cell volume homeostasis. NCBI's taxonomy places the organism in Eukaryota, Fungi, Ascomycota, Dothideomycetes, Pleosporales. Gene Ontology annotation, molecular function: potassium:chloride symporter activity. Gene Ontology annotation, cellular component: membrane. The coding region runs from base 424 to 4512 and encodes 1362 amino acids. The transcript is spliced from 5 exons. The record is from RefSeq and is a predicted model, not a curated record.
GAAUGCACCUGACCAGAACGGCUAACGCGCUCACAUGGGCACGGAAUGAAUCAAGGAAUCUCGAGCUACUCGAUUGACCAUCCUGCAGUGCCAUACCUAGAAGCGAGACGUGCGCGAAGCACCAACGACUUCCUUACGAUACCUCGUAGUAGCUUCUCUAACUAGCAGCUGCUUAAGUAAGAAAUCCUUGGAUACAACACUCGGAUAAGAGUUUCAAGGUCCUGGUCUACGCCUAUCUAUACGCCUCAUUCCUGCUCCAGGUCGAUAAUCUGGCCUUUCUGGACAUCAAUUCUGGACAUCUCAGUUCUAAACAUCCAUGGCUAGAAAUACUCAUUGACGUCUUCCAAAGCAUCAGCACCUGGCAAAAGUCAUCCUUUCCGCAAAAUACUAACUAGCGGUAUCGACCUACGGGAGGCGAGGAUCAUGAGCAACCCCGCCAAAGAUGCUGGACAGACUCGUAGGCGGAUGCCGCAGAGGACUCAUUCCAAUUUCGCUGCUCGCACUGCUAGAGAUGAUGCCGAGCAAUUAGAUAGGCGUCCAUCUAUAAUUCCAUCAUCCCCGCCGACUGAGGAAACCCCGUUACUAGGUGUAGCGCAACAACUUCAUCAACAACACGUGCCCACAGAUGGAGCUGAUGAGGAACGCGACCAUGGCAUCGAUGCCAUGCGAGAGUGGUUUUCAAGGAAAUUCCGACCAUCAACUUCCUCGAAGUCACAAAAAAGGCCCUCCGUGAGCGAUGCAACGAAGCCGAGACCUGGCGCACUCCCUAGACCUGUCGGUGGAACGUCAAAGCUAGGAACAUUUGCCGGUGUCUUUGUACCAACGACGCUGAACGUGCUAAGUAUCUUGAUGUUUCUACGUUUUGGAUUUGUUCUUGGCCAAACGGGAGUGGUAGGCAUGCUGGGUAUGCUCGUUGCUUGUUACGCAAUCAAUCUAUUAACAACGCUUUCCAUCUCUGCUAUUGCGACUAAUGGAACGGUCAGAGGUGGUGGUGCGUAUUAUUUGAUCUCGCGCAGUUUAGGUCCAGAGUUCGGUGGGUCCAUCGGAAUCGUGUUCUACUUGGGCAUGGUUUUCAAUACAGCGAUGAACUCAGUAGGUCUCAUUGACUGCUUCAUCGACAACUUCGGGACCAUCACCGGUUCUUGGGCACAUUGGAUGCUUGAGGGAUUCUGGUGGCAGUACAUCUGGGCCACGAUCGUGUUGUUGCUGUGCACCGCGAUCUGCAUGGCUGGAAGUGGUAUUUUUGCCCGCUGCAGCAAUGGCUUGCUCAUUAUACUCUUGAUUGCCACUUUCAGCAUUCCAUUCUCUGCACUAUACGUCAAGGCCUUUACAGAUCCCGAAGAGGGGAUCGUAUUCACCGGGCUAAGUUUGCAGACAUUGCGCGAGAACUUGAUGCCACAGUUUACCAAGGGAGCCGCUGGAAGUCAAUCCAAACACCACGAGAACUUUCAAAGUAUCUUUGGUAUCCUUUUUCCAGCGACUGGAGGCAUAUUUGCUGGUGCGAGUAUGUCCGGAGACCUGAAGCACCCUAGUAAAGCCAUUCCGAAGGGCACUUUAUACGGCCUUGGACUUACUUUCGUGUCAUACGCAUUGGUUGUUUUAGCUAUGGGCGCCAGUAUCGCGCGCGAAUCUUUCUACAACAACACCAAUGUAAUUCAAUUGACGAAUGUUUCUGAAACCAUCAUUCUCUUGGGCGAAUUUGCGACAUCCGCCUUUUCAGUCUUGAUGGGCGUGAUAGGCAGUGCGAAGCUCUUACAAGCCCUCGCGAGAGAUCAUCUUCUACCGGGCCUUUCCAUUUUUGCACAAGGUACAGCAAAGUCAGAUGAUCCGACAUAUGCAAUCUUCAUAACAUAUGUUCUCGCCCAACUGACCAUGCUCUCUGAUAUCAACCGGAUUGCUUCAUUUAUUACCAUGACUUAUCUCAUGACUUUCUUGGUCACUAAUCUGGCCUGCUUCCUCCUUAAGAUAGGUUCUGCGCCUAACUUUCGGCCAUCUUUUCACUUCUUCAAUUGGCAAACUGCUGCAGUCGGAACAGUUGUCAGCGGAGCCACAAUGUUCUUCGUCGACGGCGUUUAUGCUUCGGGCUGCGUUGCGUUGCUGAUCAUCAUCUUCCUGCUAAUCCAUUAUACAACGCCUCCAAAACCAUGGGGCGACGUCAGCCAAAGUCUGAUUUAUCACCAGGUUCGAAAGUACCUGCUCAGGCUUCGACAAGAGCACGUAAAGUUUUGGAGACCUCAGAUCUUACUUCUAGUCAAUGACCCGCGCAGGCAGUACAAGCUCAUCCAAUUUUGCAACUCUUUGAAGAAAGGAGCCCUUUUUGUGCUAGGCCACGUCAUUGUUUCCGAGGAUUUCGGAGCGGCUGUUCCGGAGGCACGACGACAACAAACUGCGUGGACGAAGUACAUUGACUUUUCGAGGAUCAAAGCUUUCGUUAAUAUCACCAUCUCGCCCGCUGUGGAAUGGGGUGCUCGGAACAUCGUACUAGGUGCUGGCCUCGGGGGUAUGCGUCCAAACAUCGUUGUCAUGGGAUUUUACAAUCUCCCAGAGUUGCGAGAGUCCAAACCUCUGAUUGAAAUCCCUUCUCCCCAACCAUCUAGGCCAUCGAGCAAGGCAACAGACCACCCGAUCACGCCAAAGCUGGUGCAGGCAGCGGCAAAGCGGCGCAUGACAGACAAGCUGACUGGAACACUUCCAACGGAUGCGAUGAAACCUGAAAAUGCAAUUGGCAUCCAAAGCUACGUUACCGUCUUGGAGGAUCUCAUUUUACGCCUCCAGAUCAAUGUCGCUCUAGCGAAGGGUUUCCAAGAUCUAGAAACCCCCAGUGUGCAACCAUCGAGGCGACAAAAAUUCAUGGGUAUGCUAAACAUCGCAGAGAGCAUUGAUACCGAAGAGCCUUCCAGGAAGUAUAUCGACCUCUGGCCGAUCCAGAUGUCUGCUGAGAUCGCCACAGCUGGGGAGGACCCUACAAAGAAGAAUGUUCUCACGACAAACUUCGACACUUACACUCUCAUCUUACAACUAGGUUGCAUUCUUCAUACUGUGCCAUCCUGGAAGCGUACGUACAAACUUCGCGUGUGUGUUUUUGUUGAAUACGAGACCGAUGUCGAAGAAGAGAGGGGACGAGUCACAACACUUUUGCGAAACCUGAGGAUUGAAGCUGAGGUGCUCGUGGCCUGGUUGUCAAGUGGACAUCUGAAGAUGUACGAGGUCAUCAUCAACGGCAAGACUGAAGAUGAUUUUAAGCAAUCUGCAAAGGAUGUCGAUGAUGCUUUGGAGGACGAGGAGUGGUGGGAGGACAUCCGGCGCCUUCGUCGACCAAACGAAAUGAGUGCAAGUCAAGAGAUUGCACAAGCAGAAGAUCUACUAAAUGCUGUCACCAACUGGCCGACAUCGAGCUUCCAGCAUGGAAGACGUGAAUCAACACCGAAGCGAUUUUCCGAGCUUCGCAACAUGCUUCGACGGACAAAACGGAAAACUGCGGGAUCUAAUCUAGCUGGAGCUGGUCUUGCUCUUGGUAUGCCUUCCCAGCGACUGACCAUCCGUGCUCCCAAGGAUGGAUCUUCAUCGAGUGGAGAUGAAGGGAGCGAUGCCGAUGAUGAGGCCAUUACUACGGAGAGUGAAAUGGCGAUCGAUGACUUCGAAGAAUAUGAUCUAGAUGCAUCAGAUGAAGAUAGCGACCAGAUCCCCACACCGGUUAAACGAUCCAAGACCACUGGCAUGGGUAUUCCAUUUAUCAGCAGCAGAUUCAACCUGAGAAGAUCUCUUUGGAAAGAUGAUCAGAGAGACCAGUCAUCAUCCGUCGAAAGUAGAUCGACGACACGCAGUGUCACACCCUUGAGACAUAAUUCCGAGGCUGCCAAAUCCAACACAGCAUUACUUGCAGGAGCCAGACGAGCAGCAUCACAACCGGAUAGCCUCGCAAGCUUAUCAGGAAGCCCCGCGUCAUCACAACGAGGAUCAUUUGUUCGCCCUCCACCGAUCCGGAAGCAGUCCGUCCCAAGGUUCACAUCUGUCCCAGUACCUCGCACAGCGGUUGCCCCGGAAGAAGCUCCAGGACCAUCAAUAAUGUUUGUAGCCACGCCAUCCCCCGAAGCUACCCGCAAGAAAGAUCCCAUCGGUACUGCGACACCUGAAGCCGUUGUACAAGCCGCUCAAUCCGGCGAUGCAGGUCCAAUCUCCACAGCAUCCACCCUCCUGAACCCCAAAUACGACCAAUCAUUCCCCACUCAGCCUCAGGCACAAGCAUCAGGCUAUCCCUUGCAGCAAGCCAUCCCGCUGUCAUUCAACGACCUCCCCUGCCGAGCCCAACACCUCAUCCUCAACGAGCUCAUCCGCCAGAACUCGGACGACACGGCUGUCGUCUUCACAACGCUCCCGAGUCCCGUAGAGGGAACGUGCCAAAGCGAGACUGAGAGUGUUAAGUUUAUAAGUGACCUCGAGGUUCUGUGCCAGGGCUUACCGCCAACGCUGCUGGUGCAUAGUAACAGCAUGACGGUAACGAUGAAUUUGUAGGCAUAUGAUGCGAUAUCAUUUUUUAUGUUCCAGAAAAGUUGUUGAUGGACUCGCAUGUGAUUAAUUUAAUGGAGAGUCUCAUGUUGUCUAUACUCGAGAUAAUGAGAGUGGUGUGUGCAGUUUCAUAAUAAUAUCAUAGCGGCUUAGAUUGUUUGAGCUGUCGAAGAGUUCUUCGAGCAGCGGCACGGCAUAGCAUCAGCGUUUCCAAG